Molecule: messenger RNA, 174 nt
Organism: Heterobasidion irregulare TC 32-1
Lineage: Eukaryota; Fungi; Basidiomycota; Agaricomycetes; Russulales; Bondarzewiaceae
Exons: 1
Coding region: 1-174 (57 amino acids)
Source: RefSeq, a predicted model, not a curated record
AUGCAUCACUUCCAAGAUAGAAGGGACUAUGUACAUGUCUGUAUUUAUAUGGAUGAUGGAUGCCAUUUGCAUAUCCUGACAAACAACCACAAGGGACUGCCUUUUGUGGCCUUGCACGUUCUGAAGUAUAAGUGGCAAUGGCUCAAGGUCAAAUUCAUUGAGCAGAGCCAAUGA